Amphiprion ocellaris (clown anemonefish) is the source of this 1661-nucleotide messenger RNA. RefSeq names its product glycerol-3-phosphate dehydrogenase 1b (gene gpd1b). Gene Ontology annotation, cellular component: cytosol; glycerol-3-phosphate dehydrogenase (FAD) complex. The transcript is spliced from 8 exons. Bases 118 to 1173 code for a protein of 351 amino acids. Gene Ontology annotation, biological process: glycerol-3-phosphate catabolic process; carbohydrate metabolic process. Lineage: Eukaryota; Metazoa; Chordata; Actinopteri; Pomacentridae. Gene Ontology annotation, molecular function: NAD binding; protein homodimerization activity; glycerol-3-phosphate dehydrogenase [NAD(P)+] activity. The record is from RefSeq and is a predicted model, not a curated record.
CAACCCUGGGAGGAGGGUGUGUCUGACCCGGCUCUGGGUCCGGUAUAAAUACCGCCCGUCCCGGCCUCAGUCCGUCUUCGCGCCGGCAGCAGCUCCUCCUGGAAGGUCGAACUCACGAUGGCAGCUCCGAAGAAAAUCUGUGUGAUCGGCUCUGGAAACUGGGGCUCCGCCAUCGCUAAGAUCGUGGGCGCCAACGCAGCCAAGUAUGACAAGUUUGACACCACAGUGAACAUGUGGGUGUUCGAGGAGACGGUGGACGGCCGCAAGCUCACAGAAAUCAUCAACACAGACCAUGAAAAUGUGAAAUAUCUGCCCGGUCACAAGCUGCCCCCCAAUGUGCUGGCUGUUCCAGACUUGGCUGAGUCUGUGAAAGGAGCCGACAUCCUCAUCUUCGUGGUUCCUCACCAGUUCAUUGUGAGAGUGUGCGACACCAUCAAAGAGCACAUAAAGAAGGAUGCUGUAGGAAUGUCUCUCAUCAAGGGCGUCGAUGCAGGUCCAGAGGGUCUGAAGCUGAUCUCACAGGUCAUCCGAGAGAAACUGGGCAUCACUAUGACAGUCCUCAUGGGUGCGAACAUCGCUAACGAGGUCGCUGAUGAGAAGUUCUGCGAAACAACCAUCGGGUGCAAAGACAAAGCUGCGGGGCCGCUGCUGAAGGAACUGAUGCAAACCACCAACUUCAGAGUCACUGUGGUGGAGGAGUCUGACGUUGUGGAGAUCUGCGGGGCGCUCAAGAACAUUGUGGCAGUCGGAGCCGGCUUCUGUGAUGGGCUGGGAUUCGGCGACAACACCAAGGCGGCGGUGAUUCGUCUCGGCCUGAUGGAGAUGAUUGCCUUCGCCAGGGUCUUCUGCACCGACUGCCCCAUCUCCCCCGCCACCUUCCUGGAGAGCUGCGGCAUCGCUGACCUCAUCACCACCUGCUACGGCGGACGCAACCGCAAGAUUGGAGAGGCGUUCGCCAAAACAGGCAAAACCAUCGAGCAGUUAGAGAAUGAGCUGCUGAACGGUCAGAAGCUUCAGGGUCCGGCCACUGCAACUGAGGUCCACCAAAUCUUGAAACAAAAGAAUAUGGUGGAAAAGUUCCCUCUUUUCACUGCCGUUUAUCAGAUCUGCUUCAACAGCCACCCAGUCACAGAGUUCAUCAAGUGUUUGCAAAACCACCCAGAGCACAUGUGAAGGACUGACAUAAGGACUGCUGAAUGGAUGGAAGUUGGGAAAGACUUUCACACUAGAGCUACUGUAUAACUAAGGAGUUUAUAGGGGGGACAGACUGGGUCUAAUCUCGACUCCUCUCUUGUUUGAGCCUCAAACAGUGGAGGGAAAAAAAAAGAGUUGCCCUCCGACUCCCUGAGCUCCUGUGUUGACCUGCUGUUAUUAAAAUAUUAACAGAGACAGAGGUUCUGUUUCUAACCUCUGUUUUUACUGAUUAUUAAAUCUCCCAAGUCUUAAAACUUUUAAGAAAUUGAAUUUCUCUGUCUCACCACGUACUCAUAUAUGCAAACUAUAAUCUGAACGUUGUGUAAUGUUCAUGAUUUCUUGUGUAAAGUGCCUUAAAUUGCCUUUUCACUGACCUCCACUCCCACUGUGUUGUUUUUUAUCCAGGCUUCUCAAAAUGGAACCACUUACUUUAUAAGCUUUAUUAUGGAAUAAAUUAUUGAACUAGU